AUGGCUGCUGAAAGUAUUCUAGUUAACGGUGUAACUGAGAUCUUGAAACCGUUGAUCUCUCUAGUUUCUCAACGGAUUACUUCGGCAUGGGGUGUAAAAGACGACUUAAGAAAGCUUAUGGAAACCUUAGCGUCAAUUCAAGCUCUAAUUACUUCUGCUGAGGAAAAACAAGUUAAUGAUCCUACUGUCAGACUUUGGAUGAGAAACCUUAAAGACGUUGUCUAUGAUGCAGACGACGUUAUGGAUGAGUUUAUUUACGAAACCAUGCGUCCCAUUAAGAUGGCACGCAAAAUUCUGGUUUCAUCCUCCAACCCGCUUGUAGUUAAAUUCAAGAUGGCACGUAAAAUUCGAGCCAUCAAUGAGAGGUUAGAUAAAAUCAACAAAGACAGUAAAACGUAUCAGUUGCAAAAUAUUACCCAAAACAAUCCGACUGUGGUUUUGCAAAGUAAUCGGUUGACUUCAUCCGUUGGUGGGACUGAUUCAUUAUUUUUAGGGAGGGAGGCUGCAAAAUCAGACAUAAUAAAGAUAUUGAUCGGCAAGCCGUCGACAUCAUCAUCUGGGAUUUCUUAUCAACCUCAAAAUGUAUCAACUUUAUCAAUUGUGGGUAUGGGUGGAAUGGGUAAAACUACAUUAGCCCAAAUGGUCUACAAUGAUAACUCCGUGGAGAGAAAUUUUGAGCUAAGAGCUUGGGUUUGUGUCUCUCAUCCUUUUCAUAUCUUUAAGAUUCUAAAAGAUGUCAACGAAUCCAUUACUGGAAGUAAAUGUGAGGAUCUAUCAAAUGUCGAUGUACUGGCAAAACAGGUCAAGGAAAAAUUGAUCGGUAAGAAAUAUUUGCUAGUUCUCGACGAUUUGUGGAACGAGAAUGUUACGUAUUGGGAAAAACUGAAGAACUACCUAAGCUAUGGCGGCAUCGGCAGCAAGAUAUUAGUUACUACACGCAGCCAAACAGUUGCAUCAGUUGUAGGCGGUGAUGCUCGUGAUCUUGAAAAGUUAUCAAAUGAUGUUUGUUGGUCCAUUAUUGAGAAGAAAGUAUUGUCCCAGGGUGGAGCGGUGUUGACUGAUCCAGAAAUGAUCAGUAUUGGCAAGGAUAUAGCAAAAAAAUGUGAUGGUGUACCCCUUGCGGCCAACUUACUUGGAAGUUCAAUGUGUUUGAAAAGAGAGAAAAGCUAUUGGAGGUCAAUCGUAGACGACAUUGAUCGAUUGCGAGGUACAUCUGAAUAUGAUCAUGUCAUUUCAAUUUUAAAGUUGAGCUACGAUAAUUUAUCUCCUCCUUUGAAGCAAUGUUUUUCAUAUUGUUGUAUUUUCCCGAAAGAUUGGGAAAUAAAUAGAGAAAUGUUAAUUCGGUUAUGGAUGGCCGAAGGAUUCGUUUUUCCAUCAGGUGGAGGAGAAAAUAUAUCUCUUGAAGAUAUUGGAAAUGAAUAUUUUGAGUGUUCGUUGUGGAGUUCGUUCUUCCAAGAUGUGGAGAAGGAUGAAGAGUCGGGUGACAUUACAACAUGUAAGAUGCAUGAUUUGGUUCAUGAUCUCGCAACGAGUGUUCUGGAUCCUAAUGAAUUUAGAAUUUCGAACGUAAGAGAUGAAAAGGAAGACGUUCGUCGCUUACAACUGCAGUUUGAUGAAGGACAAAGUUUGGCAUCUCCAAAAGUAUUAUCAAAUGCAGUGAAACUGCGUACAAUUGUUGCUCUUAACCCAAAGAAUAUUUUGCACAUCAAUUCUUUCUUUCAAUGUAGGCGUUUACGCGUACUAUGUCGUCUCAGUAACCGGUAUCAGUGGGAAGUACCUUCUAGCAGAAUGUCUUGCCUUGUGUUACGGGAAUUAUGUUCUGCUUCUUCGAUUUCUAAGCUGAAGCAUUUGAGGUACCUUGACCUCUCAAACCUGGAUUUAUCUCCUGAGGUAUCUUUAAGUUUAAGUCAUUCUUACAAUUUGCAAACACUCAUACUGAGAGGAUGCAGAAACGUUCCUAGCUGUCUUUUUAAUAAGAUUGGAUCUUUGAAGAGUUUGAGGCAUCUUGAUUUCUCGCAUUCGGAUAUUAAAUCUAUACCUGAAAAUAUUGGGUCCUUUGAACAUCUAAGUUUCCUUGAUGUUUCACGUACACCAAUCUCAAAGAUACCGGAUUCCAUCACUCGUAUCAGCAGUUUAAAAACGUUGAAGUUCGAUUCUUGUCGGAAUUUAGUUGGCUUACCAAGUCAGCUAGGAGCACUGACACGACUAAGUUGUCUUGAUUUGAGUGGUACUAAUAUAAAAGUAUUGCCUGAAUCAUGCAUUAGCAACCUCUGCAAUUUGGAGAUAAUGAAACUUGGUAGAGAGUGUGAGCGGCCGAAAGAAAUAAAGAAUUGGCCGAAAUUGAGAAUUUUUACUCAUGAGAGAUUUUAUGAUGUGAUGCCUAGAGGUAUAGAAAGGCUUACCUGCCUUGAAACAUUAUAUUACGUUGCUAGACAAGAAACAGAGGUCUGUGGAAGUCCCAGUAAUAAGCGUUGUAGUGGCAUUGAAGAUUUAGCGGGUUUAAACUCCCUUCGGGAGUUAUGGAUCAUAAAACUUGAAAAUGUGAGAGGUGGAAUAGAAGAUGCAGAAACAGCAAAAUUGAAGGACAAGCAACAUCUUCGAGAAUUAAAUCUGUAUUGGGGUUCCACUGAUGAUGACCAAGUACCGAGAAGUGUAAAUGAUACGGCUGUGUUGGAGGGUCUCCAGCCUCACUCAAAUUUGAAAACAUUGGACAUAAAUGGAUUCUCAGGUUUAAAGCUUCCAAAGUGGAUGAUGGGUUGUUCAUUGUCUAACUACCUUCCGGAUUUGGCGAAAAUAGAUUUUACAGAUUUCAAUAAUUGUGAGCAGCUUCCAUCUCUGGGCAUGCUCCCAUUUCUUAGGGAUCUUUCGAUCUGGAGUAUGAAAUCAAUCAAGUGUCUGGGUGAAGAAUUCUAUUAUCAACAAGAAAACAGAGAAGAAGAAGAAAGCAGUAGUACUGCAAAGAGAUCCUGCUCAUUAUUAUUCCCUUGGUUAGUUGAUUUGUGGAUAAUCGAUUUGGAAAACUUAGAAGAAUGGGUUGCUCCUCCACUUUCUUCUACUUCUUCUUGUUUUCCUUCUCUUGAGACGAUGACAAUCAGAAACUGUAAAAGAUUGAGAAGCACCCCACCGAUAACUUCGUUUUCUUCUCUUAAGAGAUUGGAAUUAUGGGGUAUCAAUGAUAACGCAGUGAACUCAUUACUCAAUAUAGGAGGAGAAGGAUGUCUGCCCUCUCUCACAUCCUUCGAAAUAUGGGAUUCUCCAGAUCAAAUAUAUUUACCACCAUUCGGCGCACUACUACAACACAGUACUCAGUCCCUUAAAAUUACUCACUGCUCAAAUUUUCAAGGUUUUCGUGAUGAUGGCGAUAAUCGAAACAACAACAACAGUUCUAUUCGUUCGCUGUGGCUACAAUAUUGUCCUGUUCUCACAUCUCUACCGGAUUUACGAUUAUGUACUUCUCUCCGGGAAUUGAGGAUCAACAACUGCGAUAAACUGAAGAAUAAGGAGUCAAUACCCUAUGAUCUUAAGAAGUCCCUCGCGUUUCUUGAUGUACUCAAAGUUGAUUUCAUCCAAAGAGACGAGGGUGGUCCGGAUGUCUCUAAUGUAUUUGAGUUAACUAAUUUGAUGGAGAAGAAGAAGUAG
Messenger RNA from Papaver somniferum (opium poppy), 3639 nucleotides. RefSeq names its product disease resistance protein RGA2-like. The record is from RefSeq and is a predicted model, not a curated record. The transcript has a single exon. Lineage: Eukaryota; Viridiplantae; Streptophyta; Magnoliopsida; Ranunculales; Papaveraceae. Gene Ontology annotation, biological process: defense response to other organism. Gene Ontology annotation, molecular function: ADP binding. The coding region runs from base 1 to 3639 and encodes 1212 amino acids.